Molecule: messenger RNA, 1057 nt
Organism: Hordeum vulgare subsp. vulgare (domesticated barley)
Lineage: Eukaryota; Viridiplantae; Streptophyta; Magnoliopsida; Poales; Poaceae
Exons: 2
Coding region: 31-924 (297 amino acids)
Source: RefSeq, a predicted model, not a curated record
GUGGGCGGGCCGGGGAAGAAAGGCGCCAAGAUGCCGCCGGGCAAGUUCGAGACGGUGACGUUCGCCAAGAACAACAAGCGCAAGUACGAGGUGGCCUGCACCGACAACCGCGGCCCUCCCUGCGUCGUCUCAUGCCCCAAGACCUGCCCCAACAAGUGCCUCGCCUUCUGCGCCUACUGCAUGACCUUCUGCAUGUGCGACAUGUUCCCGGGCACGUCGUGCGGGGACCCGCGCUUCACCGGCGGCGACGGCAACACCUUCUACUUCCACGGCAAGAAGGAUCAGGACUUCUGCAUCGUGUCCGACAAGGACCUCCACAUCAACGCGCACUUCAUCGGCAACCACAACCCCGAUAUGAAGCGCGACUUCACGUGGGUGCAGGCCCUCGGUGUCACCUUCGCCCACGGCGGCGCCGACCACCGCCUCUACGUAGGUGCCAAGAAGGUCGUCGAGUGGGACGAGGAGGAGGACCACGUCCAGAUCGCCCUCGACGGGGUGCCCGUGGAGGUGGAGGCCGGCAAGAACGCCCAAUGGGUCUCCAGGGCCAUGCCGGGGCUCUCCGUCACUCGCACCGACACGGUAAACACCAUCGUCGUGGAGCUCGACGGCGCGUUCAGCAUCUCGGCCAAUGCCGUGCCCAUCACCGACGAGGACUCCCGGAUCCACAACUACGGGAAGACCGAGAAGGACAGCCUCGUGCACCUCGACCUCGGGUUCAAGUUCCACGCCCUUACUAACGGUGUAGACGGUGUGCUCGGCCAGACCUACAGCUCCGACUACAUUAGCAAGGUCAAUGUCACGGCCAAGAUGCCUAUCAUGGGCGGCGCGCCUAAGUACCACUCGGCCAGCCUCUUCUCUACCGACUGCGCUGUCGCCAGGUUCCACCGCAAGGAUGUCACCGUCGUCGAGACGUUCGCCUCAUAAACCAUUGGUUCAUGGACCUACACAAGAAAUAAAAGAAAAUACAUAUAGGGAGAGCAAUUAUCCCGAUCAUGUUGUUGUAGAGUAUAUAUGCUUGAUUCUCACGAAAUUAAAGAUGAAAUAAUUUUCAAGUCAA